Messenger RNA from Megalops cyprinoides (Indo-Pacific tarpon), 1589 nucleotides. RefSeq names its product T-cell differentiation antigen CD6-like. The coding region runs from base 275 to 1579 and encodes 434 amino acids. NCBI's taxonomy places the organism in Eukaryota, Metazoa, Chordata, Actinopteri, Elopiformes, Megalopidae. Gene Ontology annotation, cellular component: membrane. The transcript has 13 exons. The record is from RefSeq and is a predicted model, not a curated record.
UACAGUUCACAACAGCUCCUGUCUCACAGACUGUAUCUACAGUGACUUCAGCCUGAAGAACUGCACGAAGGAAGUACAGAAUAAUUGCACCAAUGCAACAGAGAUAGUUUGUGGGCACCAGGCCAUUCGAUUGGCCGGCAGCUUGGACCCCUGCGAGGGGCGGGUGGAGCUGUGGCAGGACGGGAGGUGGGGCACGGUGUGCGAUGAUGAGUGGGACCUGCAAGAUGCAGACGUGGUCUGUGCUCAGGUUGGCUGUGGCUCCGCCCGCCGUGUGAUGGGACAGGGCGGGGCCUUUGGAAAGGGGAGUGGCCCCAUCUUCCUCGAUGAUGUGAAUUGCACUGGCACGGAGAGGAACCUGUGGGACUGCCCUGCCAUGAAAAACAGCUCGGACUGCGGACACAAGGAGGAUGCAGGGGUCAUAUGUUCAGGCGCACGUAGACAAGAAGAAACAACUGUCAUAGCUGUGACCUCAGGGCCAAUGAGCACCGCUGUCAGGGUCGAAGUUGUCCCCUCUGUCCUGUCCCCGGAGGGGGUGGGGUGCAUCCUUCUGUCCUUGCUCCUCCUGACAGUGCUGAUCACAAACGCCCUGUUCUGCUGGCAUUUCAAGAAAAGAAGGAGUUGCUUCUCCGUAAAUCUGGAGCAGAGUAAGGAAGAACUGGCAACACCUGCAGAACAAGGCAACGACUACCGGGAUAAAGAUAAUGCCCCCAAGGUCCCCACCGACACCGUGGGAAACAACGCCCCAAGUAACCCCAGACAACUGUGCGCCCAGUUGAGCACUGACGAUGACUCGGACUACGAACACUACAACUUUGGCCUGGAGCCUGCUGCUGCCAUGGCCACCUUUCAGAAUUCCCUCCGGACCAGAGGAGAGAACAGUAGCCCCAUGCUGAAGCCUUCAGCCCUGUCCUGUCUUCCUGAAGAAGGCAACGCUCCAGUUGACAUGGCAGCUUUGCCUGGCUCUCCUGAGAAUGCGGGCAGCUUCAGAACGCUUCCUGGGGCAAACUUCGUCAAUGGCUUCUGUGAGCGAGGCAACACUGCACCCCAAGCUACAGACUCGGUCGAGACUUCCAGCACAUCUUCCGGAGAAUUCUAUGAAAACACAGGAACGGACAUAGAGCUGCAAAUGCAAGGUGUUGCGCUUCCUCCAGAAGAGGCAGGAAAAGAUGAGACCGUCCAGCUGCAGACAGUACACUGUGAGCCCCCCCACAAAAGCUACCUCCCACCAGAUCCUCAAGAUCAGGAAGACUCGUUUGACUCCUCCAGCACAUCCUCCGGAGAAUGCUACGAAAACACAGGAAAAGAGGUGGAGCUGCAGAUGCAAGGUGAAGCACCUCCUGUGGAGAUGACGGGAGCAGAUGACUGUGACCAGCCACAGACUGAACACUGUGGCAACCCCUAUCGCAGCUAUCUACCACCAGCCUCUCACAACCAGGGGGACUCGUCCAGCACGUCGUCGGGAGAGUGGUACGCCAGCCCGCCGGCCGAGCACGAGCCCCUCUACUCGGCUCCCAAGGAGGACUCUGGCCAGUCGUCUUCAGACAGCGACUACGACGACGUCGCAAACUACAUACAGUGAGGAGAACGGA